GCUCGGUUCGCUGUCAGUUGGCAAGGAGAGUUGAAAGAAAGUGUUAAACACGGUCCCACGGACGGCCAAGUGCAAUCGAUUGCCCUGUGUGUUGUACAACAGCUGAAUAACUUUUUUCAUCUUGGUUUGUGAUUGUUGGUUUUUAACUGAUUAUCAAUAUUAAGGCAGGUUGGUGUAAUUUAAUCCCUUGAUUUAUGAAAAAUGAUAGCGAAUAUGCGAAAACCGAAGAAAAAGUGUCCGAAUGUUACGAAAGAAGACAGUGAAAAGUGAUAAUAAGUGCAAGGAAAAAGAGUUGCAUUCAUUUUGUGUUUUAUUUUCCUGCUUGAAACAUAAGAAGGCCAAACUGCACAGAUCUAUGGGAAGAGCGUGAAGAAAAUUUCCUUUGUUGUCGCAGUUGGCCCGUCGUCUGUGUUUCAUUUUGCUCUCUUCCGGAAGUUCUUAUAAACAUUAUCGAUUCGUGUGUGUUGUGUGCGCCUGCUGUUCUACUUUUUCUGCUGGGCUGUGAUGCUGGCAGUGGGAACUGGUCGUAAAUAAUUUAACACACGGUAAAUUUUCAGUGCAAGGCCCGCGUUCGCAUAGGUGUUCUUUGGUUUGGAUUCUGUAUAGUGCUAGUGCAGAGACUGAGCAUCUCAACAGCCGAGGAAACUUCAAACCAGUUGGAUUGAGCAAUCAACAAUAAUGCAAUUGGUGUGAUGGUGCAAUUGGCCGCUGCUUCUUGUGAAACCCCACAGCGACGCCAACGACAACCACGACGACGGUGACGGUGAACGGCUACGAAGGCAACCGAUGGUGAGCGGGUAAAUUUGUGUUGUGCACAUCGGAUUGGUAGGCUAUAGCUAUACAUUGAGCACCGAUCGUAAUAAUCUCAAUACGUCACGAUCUAUUGGAGUCUGUGCGCUGAAUUUGAAGUGUACUGGUGCUCUGGUGUAGACUGGUCAACCAGCGCUGGAGGCGGCAAGAUGAUGAUGAUGAUUAAAAUGGAGCAAAAGUAGAGUGCAAAGGCGAGCAGAAGGCAGAGAAGAGUUGAUAUUUUUGAAGCUUUUGGGGGCUUCGAUGAUCUGUGUAAUCACAGCCAAGUGAGUGGAUAUAAUGUGCUGAAAUAACAAAAGAAAAAAUAUAGAUGAGAAAAAAAUAUGAUGAAAGAGAAGUUUUUUCCGAUGAAGAGAGGUCGACAGUGAAGUGAAGAGAAUAAUAACUUGUGGGGAAGAAAGGGCGACCAUUGAGUUUUUAGUGUCGGCGGAUCGACAGUACAGAGUACAUGGAAUAAACUGUUUAUACUGAUUCUUAAAUCAAAGCCUUUUGCCACCACAUCUACACCCCUUGACACACUUCAAAAAGGUAAAGCUUUCGUCCGUAAUUGGUAUGAAUACAAACCUGCAACUGGUUCAUCAGGUCGCUGCAACGUAACAGAAAUCUAGACUUUGCUAUUCAAUCAGUGCGAGUAUAUUCCGAAGGAUGCUGGAACUUGUGCAGCGCCAUUUGAAAAAUAACUCCAACAAACAAAUUCAUACCGCCAGCUGUUUUGACCUGUUCCAUACAUAGUGCUGACCAGGGACAGUGGAGCAGAGGCGUUUUCGUGUGUCGACGAUUCUAGUUUACAUCCAAAUGAAGAUGACAUCCUCAAACACCACGGCAAACGACGGAGGGUCGUCGAACAAUAACGCACAUCGGAAAGGUCACAGACGGAAUGAGUCUAUGUACGCGAUGACAGGCCUGUACUCGGAGGCCCAAACCGACGACAGCAGUGCCGACAUCCCCCAGGAUACCGAGACGGAGUCGUUACCGGUUUCGGUGAACACUGCCACCAUGGAUACCGUGGUCAAGUGCCACAGCCGGCAGCCCUCAAACAGUGUCAUGAUGAUGGAACGCGAUAAACCUCUGCCGAAUGUGCUGCUCAGUAGUGAGGACUUCACCCGCGAUUGUGGGAUUCUGAGCUGUCGACCUUUGCCACUGCAGAAAUUCGCCAGGAUUAAAGUGUUUGUGUUACUGCUGUCCAUCCUGGUGACCCUACAGCAGGCACUGAGUUCCGGGUACAUUAACUCGGUUAUCACAACCAUCGAGAAGCGGUUUGAGAUUCCCUCGAGUCUGUCCGGUCUGGUGGCAUCGAGCUAUGAGAUCGGAAAUGUUAUUACUGUUAUUUUUGUUAGUUAUCUUGGCAGUCGUAGGCACAUUCCGGUGUGGAUUGGGAUCGGUGCGGUAAUUAUGGGUAUCGGUUCAUUGGUUUUUAUGAUACCCCACUUUUCCGGUGAACCCAAUCCUGGUGUAAUGCUUGACAAUAAGACCGCCGACAAUAUUUGUCGGCUUCUAUCGGUGCGAGAGCAGGAUAUGGGCCUGGGGCGGUUAUCCAAUAGCCUCUCGAACCCUCCGCUGACUACACAUAAUCUCAGGGGCGACAACUGCCUGAAGAGCAAAGCGUCCACGUUCGGGCCGGUGAUACUGUUCGUGAUAGCGCAAAUCCUGCUCGGCGGGGGCGGAAGUCCACUAUUCACACUGGGCACAACCUACGUCGAUGAUCACGUGCGGAAGGAAAGUUCUUCCAUGUAUAUAGGUGCAAUGUACAGUAUGGCUGCUUUCGGGCCUGUGUUAGGUUUCUUACUUGGAGCGUAUCUGCUUUCGUUCCAUAUGGAUUCGUUCUCCGGCAGUGAUAUUAAUAUAGAUCCCGAUGACCGCCGGUGGGUGGGCAUGUGGUGGGGUGGCUUCCUCGUUUGCGGAAUCCUACUAAUACUAGUGGCAAUUCCAUUUUUCUCUUUCCCGAAGGUUCUCACCAUGGAAAAGAAGAAAAUUCGAAUCGCUGAGCAGAAACUGCCUCAGCUGCAGCAAUUAUCGGCCAACAAUUCCAGUAGUUUGUCCCGGGCACAGCAAAAUCAAUCACAGCAACAACAGCAGCAGCAGCAAAACCAUACGCAUAACCAACAGCAAUCUGGGAACGGAAGUGGUGGUCAGUCAGGAGCGAACAAGUCAAACGAGGAUACCGGAUAUGGAAAGGAUAUUAAAGACAUCCCCCUGUCAAUGUGGCGUCUAGUAUCCAACCCGGUGUACAUUGUGACCUGUUUAGGAGCCUGUAUGGAGCUGAUGAUUGUAUCUGGUUUUGUGGUAUUUCUGCCAAAAUAUCUAGAGACGCAAUUUAGCCUGGGGAAAAGUCAGGCCAGUGUCUUCACUGGCUCAAUUGCUGUCCCGGGAGCAUGCAUUGGCAUUUUCAUUGGUGGCUGUAUUCUAAAGCGAUUUCAGCUUAAACCGAAGGGAGCAGUUCAAUUUGUGCUGGUGUCCAACCUAGUGUGUCUGUCGUGCUACGGGCUGUUGUUUUUCCUCGGAUGCGAAAAUCUGAAAAUGGCCGGAACCACCAUACCCUAUUACAACAGCUCUCCGGCACACAGUGUGGAACCUUUCCAGGUGAAUCUAACCGCAGCAUGCAAUUUUGGAUGCGAGUGUCACAUGUACGACGUCGAACCGGUCUGCGGCAACAACGGGCUCACGUAUUUUAGUCCAUGUCACGCUGGUUGUACGGCAUUCUCCUCCAGCUCUAACUACACCAACUGUGCAUGUGUCCAAACAAAUGUAACCCGGGUGUACACCGGUGCCGAAGGAGCUCAGGCUCAGGCUCUGAACGCGCAUGAAAACUUUGCCGAAGUAACCGUAGUUCCUGUGGCCACUGCCGGCGUCUGCAAUAAACCAUGUCGGACGAUCUAUCCGUUCCUGAUACUGCUAUUCUUCAUGACGUUCGUUGUCGCCUCCACGCAGAUGCCUCUUUUGAUGAUAGUUUUAAGAUCGGUCUCCGAGGAAGAACGCUCUUUUGCGCUUGGAAUGCAGUUUGUGAUAUUCCGCUUGUUCGGUUAUAUUCCUGCACCGAUCGUCUUUGGGAAUCUAAUCGAUUCGUCUUGUCUGUUGUGGAAGUCAACAUGCGGAGAGAAAGGCGGUCGCUGUCUGAUUUAUGACAUCGAGAAAUUUCGUUAUAAGUAUGUCGGCCUUUGCGCAAGUAUCAAAAUUAUUGCUCUAGCUAUCUUCAUUGUUGACUGGUGGUUGGUACGACGGAGGAAAAAUAUGGACAAACUGAAUCCACUAUCAGCAAAUGAAAUGGUCGGAUCGAUUAUUAGCUUGGAUAAAUUGUUCGAAGAAAAGGGUAUUAUUGAAAAUCAGACAAUUCCCUUCAAUGGUGAAUGCGUGUCAGGUGAUUCGAUUGGAGACAACAGUAGCAAACGGAUAUUGAUAGCAAGUCGACAUCUGCGGAAUGAUUCCAAAUCGAUCCAGCUGGAGUCUAGGUACGACGACGUUCCGCCCCAGCCUUACAAGCGGCAACGCAAACAUAUUCGCAGCAAUUCGUGCGACAUCAAAAUUCAACGCUCCAACUCUGCCACUAACCGGGAGACCGAUUUUCAUGACUGGAAGCUGAAGCGUUUCAUGCGUCACCAUACGCGAAACAACUCACGGGACCUCGAUCAGGAGCAUACUGGCACAUCCCAACAGAGUCGCUGGAUUGCUCCACAAGGCAACAGUGAACAGCCGGCGUCAAACAUCAAGUACAUUUUAAACCACUUGAAAAAUAAUAACGUGGAAGGGCACAACAAAUUGAACUACAGCAACAGUGGCAGUGGUGCGCACAGUGGACACUGUGCUGCUCCAAAGAAAAAGAGACACACGAGGAACUACUCCUACGGCCAGGAGUUUUCUUUUCUGCCAAAUAAUUGCAUUAUCCGCUUAGAUAAUGAUAUUGCAAACAAGUUCCUGUCAAAUACUGCUGGCGGAAGCACUUCGAGGAAAAGUUCGGUGACACACGAUGUCAAUCUGUUGAAGAAUAUGACUAAAUUGAACAACAUGAACGAUCUGAACGAGGAGCUGGAAUCCAAGUAUGCGAAAGGAUCGUCUAACAGUUAUGGACAUUCGAGAAACAACUCCAAAGACUUGAAUCUGCUAAACGUACAGAGUACCGGGGAGAGCAGUGGGAUUCUCGGUGGUAUCAAAACUCUAAUCGAAGAUUCGAACAGUAUCCUUAGACAUAGGCGAGCAAACUCGAAAGAUCUGAAAUACAGCGGCUACCAGCCGUGUGAACCUGUUGGCGGUGCCAACAGUUGUAGUGUAAGUAACAAUGCCAUCAGAAAAAUGUCCACCGGCGAUGGGCAUCAACAUCAUCUGCAUCAUGGGCACCCUUCGGUUCCCGGCGUGGCUGGAUAUAUGCCUUCGGCCAGCGGAAGUAGCCAAACGGAAUCUCUCCAGCUCCUGUUGGACAAAUCCACAAAAAUCCUCGAAACACACGGUGGUAUCAGUACUGAUAGUUGUUCAACGUCAACCAAUGUUUAGCCGGCUGCAGUUUGGGUCGCCAGCGUAAGGUCUGCUCUGUCGCGUGCUUGCUUACAUUAGUAGACACAACGUAACGGAUAUGUCGAACGGAGUUGAGGUGCCAUAAUGCCAUACAAUGUCCGUGUUUUUAGUAGACUGUCAUUUUCCUGAAGCUCCGAAGACUUCGCUUCUUGCUGUUUGCAAGCAGCGUUCGAGUAAAUCAUUCCUCUUUUGGUAGGUGGUAUCCGCAGCGUUCACUUUUCGAUUCACUCAGUCUGUGCACAACGCCAGAAGCUUCGAAUGGUUUCAGCUAACAGGGAGCAAUUGUGCUUGGCGCAUAUGCGGAUUCGAUGUAGUUCAACCACCCCCCGUAGCUUAGUUAGAUAUUGUUAGAAUCCGAGACUGCAUUUUUAUACGAUAGAACCUAGUUUUGCGUGGAUAGUGGAAUGAAAAUAUUUAAAAAGUUUAUCUUAUUUAACAUUUCGUUUAUACUGAAUACUCAGUGUAUACAAAUCAUACACUUAUCUUAUGUAGUUUCGAUUCUUUUUAGCUAUUUUCGCUGGCUGGGAUUUGGUUCUCAUUAACCUGGUACCCGAGACUAUUUGCUCAAAGUCAAACGGGAAGGGGUCGACUCAAAUUUUUGUUUGUUCAAUUUUUACCUUUUUAGUGAAGUUUUAGAAAUCACGUGAACAGGUCGUAUUGCUCUAUCUUCUCAAUUUCGGUUUAACUGUCUCAUUAGCACAUUAUUUGUUAUUCAAUUUUAAAAAAGAUUACGUUCAGUCAAUUCUUUUUUUUUUUUGAUUGUGUGUAAGUAGUAGUUGAACUAAUGGGAUUUUCGUUUUUGAGAGUGCACACGCUCAAUCAAACUUGUGCCAGUGGGUGUAAUCAGUCUAUUUCUUGUUUAGCACUACAGCAGUUUUGUACCAGGUAAAAUUGAAAAUACUACAAAAUAAUUAAAAAGUCAGUGAUAAUUGUUUACCUGACUCGAAAAUCGAAUGGUUGCUGGAUGUUAUUCCUGUACCUUCAUGUUCAAAAUAGAAUACUAGACUAGACUAGACUGAGGUUUGCCUCUAGGACACGUCUCUAGUAUUUUACAAAAGCUGCAGUUAAUUGUGGUACUGCAUUUUUUGGCUUGUUCUAACAAAUGAGCUGGUUAUGCUUUAAAUAAGCGUCCAUAUCCUACAUGCCACUAUCAAAGUAUCCGGUAAUGCUCUUUCCUUUCAUGUCUCCAGACCUAAUAAAAUUAUGUUCAUCCCAAUUUUCUGCGCAAAUCAGUAUAGUCAAAGUAUUGUCCGUUAAUAGUAGUGAGAAGUCCUCUGUUCCAAACAUAGAUGUAGCAAAGACUGCGUCAGACAGCACGAAGCGAAUCGUAAAUAAGCCGCAGGAAACUAGUGAUGUAAUGGAAUAAUAAGGCAAUAGAGAACAAGACGUAACAUACAAAAUAAAACAAAAAUAAUUGAGAAAAAACAAACACAAACAACCUUCCAAGUAUUCCUAAAUGAAAAUAAAAUAAACUUUUAGUGAAACAAAUAAAUUUUAUAAGAUACGGCUAGAUGACUCCAGUCAUCGCUAGUACUAGUUAUAAACGAAAUGUAGAACAAAAUUAAUUGCCUAAUUUAUUGAACAUGCGAGAUCAGCACCACCCUUGCGAGGAAUUCAAGAAAAAAGAGAGAGAAAAAGAUAAAAAAUAAUAAAACUAAACAGGAUUUAAACAAAAUAAAGAACACAAUAUUUUUAUAUCAAUUCCUAUUGAAGCAAAACAACAAAAUGCAACUAAUUGUUAUACAUUAUUGAAGGCAAACAAUAUUCACUGCUGCUUCUAAACAAACAAAUGAAUCUGAAGGCAGAAAUUUAUAACACUAUUUUAGAUCCCGCGGAUGAUUCUUUUAAAAAAAUCGUUACAAACUAUGCCGCAAAUUUAGAGACGGGAAGUCAAUUUAGGUGUGACUAAAGGGAUUAGCAUUAAGAUUGAUCGAAUAAGGCACUAUAAAAGAUUUAAGAUAAAUUUGAUGAAAGGUUGAUCGUUUAGAAUGAAACAAAGAUGAAACACAAAUGAAAACGAGUGUAAACUAGGAGCUGUGAAAUUACUGUAGGUAACAUUGGUAGGAUUGAACAGUGUCGUGGAGUGAAUGAAUAAGGUGCAUAUGAAAUGUGUUCGAAGUUGUUGAUUAUUAGGAAAAAUUACCACUAGUGGAUAAUGCAUAGGUCAGAAAUAGGCGAACCAGAGCUUCUCGUUUGUUCUGGAGAACACUAUCGUGUAGCGGUCGUUUCCAUUUUCUUAUCUGCUGAGUACGCAUGCAACCAAAACACUAGUGUGCUUUGGUUGGUAAGUACCGUCGAGUGAGAAUUUAGAGAGUUUGCUUUAGACAAAGGCGUUCCUUUCCUCGUGUUAUUUUUUUCGCGUAUGUAUAGAUUGAGCAAUGAUCGCCAAAACAAGUUUUGUGUGGUUUUUUACUUGAAUUAGAAGAUAGGUUGUUGGUCAUGUCGCCACUACACUCCACUAAUACUAGCCAUACGUAUAUGUUGUAUAGUGGUUCUAUUAAAGGUAGACUAUGUAUAAAACUAUAGGCUUGGUUUCCCAAUGAAAAUAAAUCAUAGGAAGUUGGAUUAGUUGGUUUGGAAAAAAGAACCGUAGUAUUUGUCGCACUUUAACAAAAUUUGAAUUGAAUAAAAUUGAUCGCAAAUUUACUAAUUUGGCAACACUGUACUUUAAAAUUAUAUAUUUAGCACACUAACUGGGAAAGCUACAUCUAAAAGAUUGUGAGAAAAGCAACGGAAAGCAAACAUAUCGUGUACAACAGAACAGAAAACAAAAUGACGAGAUGCAACCGAAUCUAACAGAUUAACUUAUUUUUAUCAGAGACACAAAAAAGCAAAGGUACAACCAAAAGCAAUGUUUCCAAUCCCCCAAACAUGAAGGAUAGUCCAAGCGAACAAAUCAAGCAUGCGUCAACCGUUGUAUUUUCCCCCUAGAUGACAUCGGCUUGCUGUUCCAAACAAUGGGUGUACAAAUUGUAUGUUUAUUUGACUAACACAAUAAACACAAAACAAAAGGCACAUGCACGCACUCACAAACUCAAUACUAAAAAAAUCUCUGUCAAUUAGACUAUGAGCUGUUUUCAUGCUGUGUACUGAAUAUUGAAAAAUAUCUACCUAUGGAUCAUCAAUAACCGCCCUGAUGCACCUUCCCUAUUUGGCGAUGCAAAAUAAAUGCCACGAUUACGAUAGGAAUGGACAUGAACUUGGUAUGGCGAUUUGCUAACUAUAACUAGGGACGAAUAAAUAAAUGAAUUUAUAUAAAAA
Messenger RNA from Topomyia yanbarensis, 8574 nucleotides. It is a transcript of the gene Oatp30B, whose product is annotated as solute carrier organic anion transporter family member 5A1. Gene Ontology annotation, cellular component: membrane. The coding region runs from base 1606 to 5292 and encodes 1228 amino acids. Gene Ontology annotation, molecular function: protein binding. Gene Ontology annotation, biological process: sodium-independent organic anion transport; transmembrane transport. The record is from RefSeq and is a predicted model, not a curated record. Lineage: Eukaryota; Metazoa; Arthropoda; Insecta; Diptera; Culicidae. The transcript is spliced from 17 exons.